Molecule: messenger RNA, 1152 nt
Organism: Sphaeramia orbicularis (orbiculate cardinalfish)
Lineage: Eukaryota; Metazoa; Chordata; Actinopteri; Kurtiformes; Apogonidae
Product: leucine-rich repeat-containing protein 15-like
Exons: 1
Coding region: 34-1107 (357 amino acids)
Cellular component (GO): plasma membrane
Molecular function (GO): protein binding
Source: RefSeq, a predicted model, not a curated record
GACACAUGCCUUUCUUUGUUUUUCUCAAGAGACAUGAUCGCUUCUGCCUUCUGCGUCUUCGUCCUCCAUCAUGCGUUGGUGCCUCCGUCCAGCGCCGUAAGUUCUUGUUCUCAGGGAUGUCGCUGUCUGCUGGAUACAAGAUACGUCAACUGCUCCUCUGGGAACUUCUCCGCUAUCCUCACCGACCUCCCGUCCGGCGCAGAGUUCUUGGAUCUGUCCCGGAACCACGUCACAGAGGUCCUCCCGGUCUCCUUCUGGGGUCUCCUGGGCCUGAAGGUGUUGGUCCUCAAAGAUAAUAUGAUCUCCUUUGUGGCCGAUGGAGCUUUUGCCAACCUCCAGAGUUUACACAAGCUGGACCUGAGUCAGAACCGGCUCUCAGUCCUUGGGGAUGGGUUCUCUGUGGGUCUGGGGUCCCUCAGGGAGCUCGUCUUGGCCCACAACAACCUCACCAUCCUGGAAAGCACAACCUUUGAGAACCUGGAUAAUCUGGUGAAGCUGGACCUGAGGGCUAACUUCAUCCGUUAUAUUAAACCCAGAGCUCUGAGCAGCAUGACGGCGUUACGCCAGCUGUGCUUGAAUGAAAACCACCUCACCGCUUUAGGCUUGGGCGCCGUCUCCAGCCUACGGUCGCUGGAGGUGCUGAAGCUUCAACGCAACCACAUCAGCGUGGUAGAACCAGGCGUGUUCUCCUCCCUCUGUCAUCUGACAGCACUAAACCUGACCUUUAAUAACCUCUCCAGGCUGGAAUUUAAGACUUUCCUGAGCAUCUGUGCGUCCAACGUCCACGUCGUCCUGGAGGGAAACCCCUGGUACUGCGACUGCGACCUGCAGAGGGUCUUUGGGAAGCUCGCCAACAUCCACCGCCUCUUCCUGGACGACUACCACAGACUACGCUGCAGCAAACCAGCUGAGUUGCAGGGCAGUUUGAUAGUGGAGGUGGCCCACGAACUGUGCGCUGGUGAGACCGUGACGGUUCUGAUUCUGACCUGCACGGUCCUGAUAACGGUGGUCGCUGCCAUCAUCAUGGGCGACAAGAACAAAGGACACAGGUUUGACAAAGACUGGACGGAGGAGCACGCCGGGUUGGACGCUUACUGUGAGAGUUAAGGGUGUGAUGAUAUAUUCAAAACUGUCAUUAUGUGCUAAAAAGGA